Messenger RNA from Cyphomyrmex costatus, 1300 nucleotides. RefSeq names its product beta-1,3-galactosyltransferase 1. The transcript is spliced from 5 exons. The record is from RefSeq and is a predicted model, not a curated record. The coding region runs from base 86 to 1300 and encodes 404 amino acids. Gene Ontology annotation, molecular function: hexosyltransferase activity. Lineage: Eukaryota; Metazoa; Arthropoda; Insecta; Hymenoptera; Formicidae. Gene Ontology annotation, cellular component: Golgi membrane. Gene Ontology annotation, biological process: protein O-linked glycosylation.
AUGAACCGAGUUGUCAUUCCACGCGGACAAGGUAAAUGGAGAGACGCCAAAUGCGGUGUGAUCAGGCAGUCAUCGCGGCCACAAGAUGGAAAGAUCACGACAACUACCCAAGGAUUUACCUGCAAUCACUGUCAACAAUAAUGGCAGUGUUAAAGGCAAGGCAUCUUUUGUUCGACGACUGGCAAUAGGAUUUGUGAUUCUGGCCAUAUUAGGCCUCUUAUAUGUGCCAGCGUAUCACUCUGCUCAGAGUCCGUUCUUAAAUUUAGGUGAAACUCCAUCCCCUACAGAACUUCUUGGCAGUUCACGCUCUGCUGCAUCCAUGGCACAAUUACCUGGAUGGUCGUACAAUACAUCAAGAGAUCUCUAUGUUUAUAUUCAUCCAGAGAAUAAUACAUCGAUUCUCAGUCCUACCGGCAUCUGUUUAUUACCGCCAUACCUGCUUAUAAUUAUAUGCUCGGCAGUCGCUAACCAAGAAGCCCGUAUCGCUAUUAGGAGUACUUGGGCCAAUAAAUAUAUCUUAAAUAAUUUGUACAAUUCUACAGUAAAAAUAGCGUUUUUACUAGGAAAAAGUGACAAUGAUACACUUAACCACUUAAUUGUUGAGGAAAGUUUUCAGUAUAAUGAUAUCGUGCAAGAACGUUUUUUUGAUACAUAUAACAAUUUGACACUGAAAUCAGUCAUGAUGCUGAAAUGGGUAACGUCGAAUUGUGAUCAAGCUAAAUACCUCAUGAAAACGGACGACGACAUGUUUGUAAAUAUUCCCUUGCUUCUACAAACGCUGCAUUCAAGAACACAAUCGGAGACUCUUCUAGGUUCCCUCAUUUGUAAUGCUAAACCAAUACUAGAUCCUAAAAACAAAUGGCAAGUAUCCUUUCUGUAUACACCCAAGUAUAUGUACUCGGAGAAAACAUAUCCAAAUUAUUUAUCAGGUACAGGGUAUGUAAUGAGUAUGGGUGCGGCGUCUAAAUUAUAUCAAGCAGCGUUAGUAACACCGUUGCUACACUUGGAGGACGUUUAUGUCACAGGUUUAUGCGCAAAACGCGCAAAAGUCCGGCCCGUGAACCAUCCUGCAUUCAGUUAUUCACCUCGCAAAUUAGAUCCUUGCAUUCUCAAGAACGCAAUUACUACGCAUAAGGUUAAUGCGUCCAAUAUGUAUGUGAUUUGGGUUAAAAUGAAUAACACGAGUGUUCCGUGCACCAAUCGUACUCGCAUUGAUAGAAAACCGAUCACGUUGAGCAGAAGCGGUAGGAAUGCUGGCUAUUAUGUCUUUAAAAGAAAAGCUAUAAGUAAGUGCGUUUAA